Pyrus x bretschneideri (Chinese white pear) is the source of this 1509-nucleotide messenger RNA. RefSeq lists its product as uncharacterized. NCBI's taxonomy places the organism in Eukaryota, Viridiplantae, Streptophyta, Magnoliopsida, Rosales, Rosaceae. The record is from RefSeq and is a predicted model, not a curated record. The transcript is spliced from 3 exons. The coding region runs from base 68 to 928 and encodes 286 amino acids.
CACACUUCUUCUCUCCAUUAAGCAGCUCUCUCUCCUUCUCACCACCACAGAAGGCAGACCAAAGAACAUGGAAACACACGACGACGAGAUCGACAAUCACGACACCACCGCUUCCUGCACCUCCGCCACAACCUGGACCGUCGCAGGCGGUUCCCUCGAGAAUUGCGUCUCAUUCGAGUCCUCUUUGUCUCCGAUCGAUGACGAGACUCCGAAAUCCACCCCUGCGUCCUCUCUUAUCCUGCACCCUCCAUCACCCGAUUCGGGCCCUUGCGAGAUCACCGUUAAUUUUACACAAAAACAUGAGGUCCAGCAGGUUUAUGUUCGAAGUACUGCCCGAGUCUAUGAGAUAUACUAUGCACCUGAUAUGCAGAGUGGCAAUGAAUAUCUCUGCACUGUUCGCUGUGGCAUUGCUGCCCGAGAUGAAGACAUGCUUCACACAGGUGAUAAUGAAGGUGUUCGUUCUGCAAAUUCAAAUGGGUCAAAUGGGUCGCUGAAGGACCCAUCCGAAGAUAAGUCAAGAAAUGGAAAUAGUCUGAACAACAGUGAAGAUGACUGGGUUGAAGUGAAAGUCUCAGAGACUAAUAUGCUUGAUAACAAAGUCAAUUCGUCGCAAUUGAAGUUGCAAUCUGCACAGGAAUUUUAUGAAGCUACAGCACAGAUUAGUGAUGCAAGUCCUUGUGUAUCCCUCACACUUCGUCUACUGUCACUUGAGAGGAAGAUUGCGUAUGUGUUGGUGAGGUGUAUGUGUUUGCUGAUCCAGUUGAUACAUCUGAUUCAGAAAACCAAGUUAGUACUGUGGAAAAUUCGGCUGGGAGUUCUCUCAUGGCCAUGCUUGUGCCUACUCUUUUACAAUUUUCUAAAACAAGGGGUGCUAACCGAACACAAGACAAGCCAAUUUCUGAUACAUGGGGAAAACAGAACUCUCUAGUGAUUGGGUCAAAAGAAACUGAUUCUAUCAGUGUGGCAACUAAGAUUCAGGAGCAAGCAAAAGCCAGCAUACCUGAUCACCAAGAAGUAAAGGUUCCAGAUGUUAAUAGGGCUACUACAAGUACUGCUCAGUUAUGUAUCCCGUCACAAGUUGAAAGCUCUGUCCACCAGCUGUAUUCUCGAAUGGGCAGAAUAGAGGAUCUAUUUUUGAGGUUUGAAGAAAAGAUGCUAAAACCAAUGAGCAGCAUUGAGGCAAGGCUUGAAAGGGUAGAGCAGCAACUUGAAGUAUUGGUAAACAAAUCACAUAAUUCUGGAUUGCCAACAUGCUCAAGAUUCUAUGCUUCUUCUUUCUCAUGCAAUGAGUCUGAGUCUAACUCUUUCUAUAAUAAUGGAAAUGAUUAUCCCCGUAGUGAGGCAUUUGAAUCAGGUAAGAAGGACAUUCAAUCAGAUGCACCCCUGACUAUACCUAAUGACAUGUCUGCUUCAGUAUAUUCUACUCAUUUGCUUCCAAGUCUGGUAGUAACUGCUCCUGAAUUUUCAAAUGGUGAUGACGACGACGAGGAGGACGAAGAAGAUCAUACA